CUCAGACCGGGUCCUCGUGACACUGACGCCAACGGUUCUUUCCGUUACUUCCGCAUGUACGGGAAGAAGGGUGUGGACGUCGAGAGCGGAACAUUCGUGUUGAAGCUGUUAUGAGUUGUGAUACCGUCCUGUGUGUCCUGUACUGAUCCCGGGACAUCAUGCGGAGAGUGGCCGUGUUCUGUGUGCUGUUGGCGGCGCUGAGAUCCGCUCUCACCGCGGAAAGUAUGAAAUACUUCCAGAAUGGCGGCAAUCUAACGCUGGACCUGAGCCCCCCGUCUUCUGCCCGCAUCACGAACAUCGUGUGGAAGUUCGGAGGGGAUCUGCUGGCGGAGUGGGCCGACCAGAAGCUUCCUCUGAACAUCUUCAGCCCCUUUGAAAACCACGCGACCCUGAACCUGCAGACCGGAAGUUUGCACAUCUACAACAUGGGUGAAGCUCACGGGGGUUUGUACACGGUGGAGAUCAACGACCGUGUGCAGACGGUCUCAUAUCAAGCUGUACGGACCACAGGCUUCGCCCCCCCCGUGGUGGUGAUCAGUCCGCUGGUCUGCAGCAAAGACUCGAGCAGCUGUACGAUGUCCUGUAAUGCGGACGUCACGGGGGCUGGACCCGUCACCUACAGCUGGAGGUUUGGGGAAGAUUGGCAGAAGGAGGAGAAGAAGAAGGACGUGACCAUCACCAUGAAAGAUCAUGGCCAGUUCGAGACCUUCACCUGCCGGAUAGAGAGCCUAUUCAAAAAGGAAGAAAGUGUCCCCAUUAAGAACGUUCUCUACAACCCGGAGCCCCCAGCGUCUAUUGUGGGUGGUGUCCUCGGUGUCCUCAGUGUACUUUUCGGUGUGGUUGGGGUUGGGGUUGGGGUGUUCCUGUAUAAGAAAGGCAAAUGCGAUCAUCUAUUCUCCAAUGCUCCUGCUCCUGCUCCUGCUCCUGCUCCUGCUCCUGCUCCUGCUCCUGCUCCUGCUCCUGCUCCUGGAGGAGAAGAGACACCUCUGACUGCUGUUACAACCACGCCGCCGGAUUCAUCCGACGCAAACGGAGGAAGAGGAUAGAAAGUGAAGCUGUGGAGCUCUGCCAUCUUCCAUCAUGUUAAAACAAACAUGUACAUGUGUGUGUUUUUAGCUGAAUCAUCGACUGUUACUGCAGCUGAAGGACUCCCCCCACAUUAAUCACUCUGCUGACAGCAGCAUGAUGGCACAUGUUUGUAUGUUUAUAAGAAGCGCACAUGUGGGACAGCUGUUGCUCAUGGGGCUGGGCCAUAUUGAACAGAAUGAAUUGGCAACUUUUUUUAACUACAAAAAAACAAAUAGGCUAAUUUAAUGCUUUUUAAAUGUGUGUAUGUGAUGCUUUUGUUUGUCAUUAAUUAUAACUGAGUAGGAAAAUGUUUUGUUGCAUGAAUUGUGUUCUACAUUUCAGCAUGCAAUUCAUAGUAUUACUGAUGACAAUCCCACGUGCUCCAAACAAUAUACAGUGUGAAAUAUUAAAUUACCAGCUCUGAAGAAGCAUUUUGUUAUUCU
Messenger RNA from Cottoperca gobio, 1511 nucleotides. RefSeq lists its product as uncharacterized. Bases 159 to 1046 code for a protein of 295 amino acids. Lineage: Eukaryota; Metazoa; Chordata; Actinopteri; Perciformes; Bovichtidae. The record is from RefSeq and is a predicted model, not a curated record. Gene Ontology annotation, cellular component: membrane. The transcript has a single exon.